Podospora anserina S mat+ is the source of this 555-nucleotide messenger RNA. RefSeq lists its product as uncharacterized. Lineage: Eukaryota; Fungi; Ascomycota; Sordariomycetes; Sordariales; Podosporaceae. Bases 1 to 555 code for a protein of 184 amino acids. The record is from RefSeq and is a predicted model, not a curated record. The transcript has 4 exons. Gene Ontology annotation, cellular component: mitochondrial matrix; cytoplasm. Gene Ontology annotation, molecular function: ferrous iron binding; 2 iron, 2 sulfur cluster binding. Gene Ontology annotation, biological process: intracellular iron ion homeostasis; iron-sulfur cluster assembly.
AUGCUUUCCAGAACAGCCCGCGCCGUGGGUGGCCGUCUCCUCGCCCAGUCCCUGCGCCCGGUUGCCAUCCCCGUUGCCCGCCAGUUCGCCCCGAUCGUUUCGCGCCCUGCGACACGCCAGUACCACGAAAAGGUGAUUGACCACUACUCGCGUCCCCGAAAUGUCGGCACAUUAGACAAGAAGGACAAGUCCGUCGGUGAGGGCUUAGUUGGUGCGCCUGCAUGCGGUGACGUUAUGCGUCUGCAUAUCAAGGUCGAUCCCGAGACACAAGUCAUCAGUGAUGUUAGGUUCAAGACGUUCGGCUGUGGUUCUGCCAUUGCUUCUUCCAGUUACCUUACCGAGCUCGUCCGCGGCAUGACCCUCGAUCAAGCGUCCAAGGUUAAGAACACGGAGAUUGCCAAGGAGCUUUGCCUUCCACCAGUCAAGCUUCACUGCAGCAUGCUUGCCGAGGACGCCAUCAAGUCUGCUAUCAAUAACUACUACAAGAAGAACCCGCAAGUAAAGCCAACAAACCUUGCCGGGACAGGCGCCACUCUGGAGUCUGUUGCCGCUUAG